Miscanthus lutarioriparius is the source of this 210-nucleotide messenger RNA. Lineage: Eukaryota; Viridiplantae; Streptophyta; Magnoliopsida; Poales; Poaceae. The record is from the annotation of a GenBank genome assembly.
AUGCUCCGCCCGCUCGCCGCCGACCUCCUCGCAGUUCCCAUGCCCACCGUUGCCGCCGUCACCGGCCACGCCUCCACCGGCGGGUGCCUCCUCGCGCUCUGCAACGACUACCGCAUCAUGCGCGGCGACCGUGAGGUGCUCUACAUGAGCGAGAUCGACAUCGGCCUCCCGCUCCCACCCAACUUCAUGGCUGUGCUGGAGGAGGUCUAG